UCGGAGUUUGAACCUGACCAAUAUUUUCUUUUUCUUCAGUAAAUUGAAUCAUUCGUACAUGAUCGAAGAUGUAUAGCAAUUUCAAGGAGCAAGCGAUUGAGCAUUUGAGGCAAGAAGACAACGUUGGUAACUAUGCAAAAGCAUUUACUCUUUACAUGAACGCUUUGGAGUACUUCAAAACGCAUUUAAAGAACCUUGAGAUUAAGGAGGCCAUUUAUCAGACAAUUAACGAGUAUUUGCACCGAGCGGAGGAGAUUCGAGCGAUGUUGGAUGAGAGUGGGACUGGAUCGAGUUCGAAUGGAAGGGAUAUGGCUAUGGCUGUCAAGCCCAAGAUGAAGCUAAAGGAUGGAGAAGAUGGGGAGGAUUCUGAAUUGAGGACCGGGCCUAACUCUGUGGUUAUCAGCAAUUUCAAGGAUCAAGCGAUUGCGUAUGUGAGGCAAGCAGGUAACUAUGCAAAAGCAUUCCCUCUUUACAUGAAUGCUUUGGAGUACUUCAGAGCCCAGUUAAAGUAUGAGAAAGACGACCCUAAGACGAAGAUGGCCAUUUCUCAGAAAUUUGACGAGUAUUUGCACCGAGCAAAGGAGAUCCGGAUGGUGUUGGAUUGGACCGAGCCAAGUCUGAAUGAAGGGGAUGCGGUUGUCGCUACUAGGCCCAAGGAUGGAGAAGAUGGUGAUGAUCCCAACAGUCAAAGUUAAGAGCUGGGCUUAACUUUGAGAUUAUAAGGUAAAGAUUUUAAUGGGGUGGCCACUGGCCAGUUACAAAGUUUUUGUUUUGUAACUGGCAAGCUCAAGUUUUUGUUUUUGUUUUUUUCAACUACUUUCCAUUAUAUUCAUGGAGAUGCGUAGACUGUUAUUAAUC
This is a messenger RNA of Nicotiana tabacum (common tobacco), 858 nucleotides long. Its product is annotated as protein SUPPRESSOR OF K(+) TRANSPORT GROWTH DEFECT 1-like. Lineage: Eukaryota; Viridiplantae; Streptophyta; Magnoliopsida; Solanales; Solanaceae. The record is from RefSeq and is a predicted model, not a curated record.